This is a messenger RNA of Ictidomys tridecemlineatus (thirteen-lined ground squirrel), 2650 nucleotides long. The record is from RefSeq and is a predicted model, not a curated record. Lineage: Eukaryota; Metazoa; Chordata; Mammalia; Rodentia; Sciuridae.
UCAGUCCCAGUAGCAGGCGGGACCUGAUUAGAAAUGCUCAUCCCCAGUCUUCACGUCGGCCCUCCUGCAUCUGAGAGUCUAGGCACAGGCAGGGGGAACCCGGUCUGCGCUUCACGACCCUUGCGGGGAACCCUUAAGGCGGCGCCAGGGCCAGAGCCCCUUCUCCGGGGCCGCCCCCUUUGUGGAUCUCCAGGCAGAGCUCCCGGUCCUCCUACCGUCUCCCGCUCGUGGUCACGUGAGCUCACAAACUAACCCCCACACCCUCUUCUCGGUGUUUAAAAGGAAGAAGAGGCUCCUGGUUAAGUCGUGGGCGAUCUCUCCAGCUGCUGGCCCUUUUGACAGUCUCUGCGCCCCUGCCGCGAGGCCGUGGGAAACGCCGAGGCUGCAAGAACCACCUCUGGACACUUGCAGGGUGGAGAGGUGGCCGCCAGAGCUGGGGCGAGAGGGACCCUCGUGUGUGGCGACGGACAUUCCUGGCAUCCGGGGCUGCUGGUAAAGGCUGGCGACAGGGCAGGGUUGCGAGUUGCGCUCACUUUCUACAGCAGGUGGCCGGGAGCCAGCUCCGGGAGUGGAACUUCUCCUAGGAAAGCACGUGUGGAUAUUUUAGAGAAUGCAAGGCCGGCGUGUUUACCUGUAAGCCAUUAUACCUGCCCAUGAGUCCUUGAGUCCUUUAUAAUGUCCCUUUGUGCCUCUUCUCACAAGGAGUUUUCUCAGCUGCUGCCUGUUCAAGACAUGGAUAUCAAAAACUCGCCAUCUAGCCUUAACUCUCCUGCCUCCUACAACUGCAGUCAAUCUGUCCUACCCCUGGAUCAUGGCCCCAUAUAUAUCCCUUCCUCCUAUGUAGAGAGCCAUCACGAAUAUUCGUCCAUGACAUUCUAUAGCCCUGCUGUGAUGAAUUACAGUAUUUCUAGCACUUCAGAUAACAACGAAAGUGGGCUUGGUCAACAGACAGCAAGCCCACAUGUGUUAUGGCCAACUCCUGGGCACCUGUCUCCUUUAGCAAUUCACUGUCAGUCCUCACUUCUGUAUGCAGAGCCUCAAAAGAGUCCUUGGUGUGAAGCAAGAUCACUGGAACACACCUUACCUGUCAACAGAGAGACACUGAAGAGGAAGGUCAGUGUGAACCAUUGCACCAGCCCUGUUACUAGUCCAGGUUCAAAAAGGGAUGCUCACUUCUGUGCGGUCUGCAGCGAUUAUGCGUCUGGAUAUCACUAUGGAGUCUGGUCGUGUGAAGGAUGUAAGGCCUUUUUUAAAAGAAGCAUUCAAGGACAUAAUGAUUAUAUUUGCCCAGCUACGAAUCAGUGUACCAUAGAUAAGAACCGGCGUAAAAGCUGCCAGGCCUGCCGGCUUCGGAAGUGCUAUGAAGUAGGAAUGGUGAAAUGUGGCUCCAGGAGAGAAAGGUGCGGGUAUCACGUGGUGAAACGACAGAGGAGUUCCAGCGAGCAGCUGCACUGCCUGAGUAAAGCCAAGAAAACCAGUGGGCACCUGCCAAGAGCCAAGGAGCUGCUGCUGAGUGCCCUGAGCCCCGAGCAGCUGGUGCUCACCCUCCUCGAGGCGGAGCCACCCAACGUGCUGGUGAGCCGCCCCAGCACACCCUUCACAGAGGUCUCCAUGAUGAUGUCCCUCACCAAGCUGGCCGACAAGGAACUGGUGCACAUGAUUGGCUGGGCCAAGAAGAUUCCUGGUAUGCACCCUUUGGCUACAGCGAGCCAGGAGGCGGAGAGCAGCCGGAAGCUGACUCACCUGCUGAAUGCUGUGACUGACGCUCUGGUCUGGGUGAUCGCCAAGAGCGGCAUCUCUUCCCAGCAGCAGUCCGUUCGCCUGGCUAAUCUCUUGAUGCUCCUGUCUCACGUCAGGCACAUCAGUAACAAGGGCAUGGAACAUCUGCUCAGCAUGAAGUGCAAAAAUGUGGUUCCCGUGUAUGACCUGCUGCUGGAGAUGCUGAAUGCUCACACGCUCCGUGGGUACAAGUCCUCCGUCUCGGGGUCUGAGUGCAGUUCAGCAGAGGACAGAAAGAGCAAAGAGGGCUCCCAGAACCCACAGUCUCAGUGAUGCCUGGCCUGGAGGUAAAAAGGCCCACGUGAGGUCAAAGUCAGAAGCAUGAACUUAAGCAGAUUGGGAGCCUGGCCUUCACCGUAUCUCCACAGAGUGGCCCCUCAUCUGGGUAUGGCUGCCUCCAUCAUGUUUGGUCCUUCCCUACCUUCCACUUCUCAGGAGUCAGAGUGAGAAAAUCAGGUUUUCCUUGUACUGGGGGCACAUUUGAAUACAAAGUCCCAUGUUACAUGGCUGUCUAGGAUCUCAAUGUGGUCCCUUUCUUACUUUCCAUCUCCAUUCCACCUCUUUGAGAAAUAUCCUAAAGGUCUUGGAAUGAAUGGUGUAACUCUGACUUGGAAGUAUUGCAAAUUAGAACAUGACAUAUUGAUAGGAAAUGGACUAACCCUUACUGUGCACUCUGUAGUCCCUUUGGAAUUGACCUUUGGAUGCUCUCUUCUGGACCAUUUGAUUAUAGGAUCGAAAACCGCUAUGACAAUCAGUUAACUAGUUUCACGUACCUACCUCACAGGCCUGUGAGGACUGAUGUCAUGUUCUGAGGUUCUGUCAAAGACCAAGGGGACAGUGGUUAAACUGGCAUGUGAGCCUUGAUCUUCCU